This is a messenger RNA of Hipposideros armiger (great roundleaf bat), 1325 nucleotides long. It is a transcript of the gene SPINK4, whose product is annotated as serine peptidase inhibitor Kazal type 4. Gene Ontology annotation, molecular function: serine-type endopeptidase inhibitor activity; protein binding. The record is from RefSeq and is a predicted model, not a curated record. Bases 344 to 562 code for a protein of 72 amino acids. The transcript has 3 exons. Lineage: Eukaryota; Metazoa; Chordata; Mammalia; Chiroptera; Hipposideridae.
UCUCUCUCUCUAUUUGAUUUCUCUGUUUUUCUUUUUCAACUUCAAUUUCCCUCUCCCUCUUUCUCCAGUCCUCAGACUGGCAUCAGCUUUGUAAGUUGUCAAACUUUUCUUUACUUUGGAAAUCUGACAGGCCCAUAGUCAUAACCACCCGCCUGCCACCAUGAGCUUACUAUCUCUGCCCAGAUCAAGCCCUUUCCAGAUGCUAGGGUGCGGACAUUAGCUCCUGGACUCUCCCUCUGGCCCCAGAUAAGAUAAGAGUAGGGAUCAGCACUAUAAAGGGGCCCCUCGUCCUUCCCCUGGCCCAGGCUUCAGCUAGCUGAGCCCACAUCAGCCCAGGAUCAAUAUGGCUGUCCACCUGUGGGUGGUGACCCUGGCCUUGGCUGCUCUCCUCAUUGUGGACAGGGAAAUGCCAGCAUCGGCAGAAAAGCUCGUUUUCUCAAGAAUGCCCAUCUGUGAGCAUAUGGCAGAGUCUCCAGACUGUUCCCAGACAUCCAACCUGGUCUGUGGCACUGAUGGAGUCACAUAUAACAGUGAAUGCGAACUCUGCUUGGCUCGGAUGUAAGUCAGCCCCUCACUUCCCCCUCUGCUUGCUUGGAUGGGCCCCAUCUCUAGUGCAUACAAGUCUGAAAGGAACAAGACUUGACCUACACACUUGACCUGAGAAGAGUUCUUCAUUUGCCCCUACAGAAUGAGCAUGAGUAUAAUGCAUGUACAUGGUUCCAAGCAGGAAAAUACAGCUGGUAGGGAGCUGGGGUAAGGGCAGAAACCCUGGGUUCUAUUCCUUGUUCUGUCUGACUAGGUGACCUCAUUUAUUUAUUCAUCCAGCCAACAAUUAUUUAUUGAGCACCUAGUAUGUGCUAGGCACUGGGGAUACAACAGGGCAUAAUAAACUAGACAGCAUCAUUGGCCUCCUGGGGUGUAAGGUCAAUCUCAGGGGUAAGCCAAGCUGAUGGUUAGCCAGUUGCAACAUAGAAUGCUAAAGGCUCUGGUGGGAGUACACAGGGUUCUGUGGGUGUAGGGCAAGGGCAGGGAAUACUUCCCGGAGGAGGUAACAUCCCAGCUCAGCUCUGAGGGAUAAGCAGAAAUUAGCUAGGAAAACGAAGAAACAAGGAAAGGUAAUUCCAAGUAGAGAAAUGAGUUUGAAAAGGCGUAGAAGGGAAAGCAAGUUUGUAUUUGAGGAAAUAUAAGACAUUGGAUACGCUGGAGUAUAAAGCUUAAAUAGGGGAGAGGCAAGAAAUGAGUCUAGAAAGGUGGGCAGGCCCAGAACAUGACAUUGGUACAUCAGGUCACCUGUUUGGUCUCCUGUCUUCAUUAAUAAAACCCUU